AUGUCUUCUCCUUUUGUUCCUAGUACACUCGCCGUGUACCAUAAUCUUUUAAUUUUAGAAGCUUCGUUUCGAAGAACCUAUUUACAGCUACGUGCUCGUCGACGAAACAUUGCAUACCCUUCGCGCUAUGUCCAACAGACAAACAAAGCUAUGCGUUUAUUUAACAUUCGACUCGUGAUUACGCCUGUCCCAUUUUUUCAAUUUCGAAAGCCUUUGGACCAGGGUGUUCAUCUCGUGUUGUCAAACAAGCGCUUUGACAUUCUUGUCAUUGAAGGCUGGGAGGCUUUUCGGACGGCUUACCUAACUUCCGAACAAAGACGUCAAAAGAGAAAAAGAAAAUUUCGCAAAUCAUCUGCGUCCCCUUUAGCAUCUGCAUCUACCGCCCCUUCUUUCCCAGUGACGCAAAAAUCAAAGAUAUCUUCACCUCAAUCUCAUAAUAAGAGAGAGACACUAGCAAACAGCCCACAGUCGAAUUCAUCUUCUGAAUACUCAUCACCAAAAAAGCCUACCUUUUCCCAAACUCAUUCUUCAGAUGGUUCGAAUUCUGAUUUGGCUCAUCUAUCUAGUCCCUCGUUUUAUGAGCGACCAGAGGUUCUGUUAAGAAAACGGUGA
Messenger RNA from Schizosaccharomyces cryophilus OY26, 612 nucleotides. RefSeq names its product Nem1-Spo7 complex regulatory subunit Spo7. Gene Ontology annotation, molecular function: protein phosphatase regulator activity. The transcript is spliced from 2 exons. The record is from RefSeq and is a predicted model, not a curated record. Lineage: Eukaryota; Fungi; Ascomycota; Schizosaccharomycetes; Schizosaccharomycetales; Schizosaccharomycetaceae. The coding region runs from base 1 to 612 and encodes 203 amino acids.